Anarrhichthys ocellatus (wolf-eel) is the source of this 2127-nucleotide messenger RNA. It is a transcript of the gene retsat.2, whose product is annotated as retinol saturase, tandem duplicate 2. Gene Ontology annotation, biological process: retinol metabolic process. The transcript has 11 exons. The record is from RefSeq and is a predicted model, not a curated record. The coding region runs from base 13 to 1947 and encodes 644 amino acids. Gene Ontology annotation, molecular function: all-trans-retinol 13,14-reductase activity. Lineage: Eukaryota; Metazoa; Chordata; Actinopteri; Perciformes; Anarhichadidae. Gene Ontology annotation, cellular component: endoplasmic reticulum membrane.
UCACGUGUACUAAUGGAAGGCUCUAAUUGGCCGGCAUCUCCUGUCAGUUGUGCAGAGGGUAACUCUGGAGUAACGCGGAACUGUGCACUCGGGAGUGUUGGAGAAGCUGGCACGAUGUUGCUCGUUGUCGGGAUAGUUUGUGUCGCUUUGGUCGUUUUUACAUUAAAAUAUGUCUUCAGCAGCUCCGGGCCCAAUCCCUUCGAGAAGGACACUCGUGAACCGUUAAAGAAGAUGGUUCACGACAGGAAGGAGAAAAACAAAGUGCUGAAGCAGGGUUUUCUGGCCAGUAGAGUUCCUGAAAACCUGGAUGCCGUCAUCAUCGGUAGUGGGAUCGGUGGUCUUGGGCUUGGGGUGCUGCUCGCCAAAGUUGGAAAGAAAGUCCUGGUUCUGGAGCAGCACGAUCGGGCUGGAGGAUGCUGCCACACGUUCACUGAGAAGGGCUUUGAGUUUGAUGUUGGAAUCCACUACAUCGGUGACCUGCAGGAGCACAAGCCGUUCCGCUGCAUGCUGGACAGCAUGACUAAUGGACAGCUGCAGUGGGAGCCUCUGGAGAAUCCGUUCGACCAGGUUGUGCUGGGACCUCCAGAGAACCGCCGCCGGUACCCCAUCUACAGCGGCAGGACCCGCUUCCCCGAGGAGCUGAAGAAGUGCUUCCCUGGAGAGGAGAAGGCCAUCGAUGAGUACUUAAGGCUUGUCAAGAAAGUCGGGCGGGGCAUUUGGCUCCUCGCUAUGCUGAAGAUCUGCCCCGUCCCCUUGGCCAAGUUCCUGGUCUACACCGGUCUGGCCCAACGUCUGUCCUUCUUCUUCAAAAUGGCACCUCGCAGCCUGACGGAAGUGGUGAAUGAGCUGACGGAGAACAAGGACCUCAGGGCUGUUUUCACCUACAUCUUCGGCACCUACGGUAACAUGCCUAAAGACAGCAGUUUCGCUAUGCACAGCUUACUGGUCACCCACUACCUGAAUGGUGCAUGGUACCCGAAAGGCGGCGCCAGUGAGAUUGCCUACCACAUGAUCCCCAUCAUUGAGAAGGCUGGUGGUGCUGUUCUGGUCCGAGCGCCAGUCAACCGCAUCCUGUUCAAUGACGCCAACGAAGCUUACGGUGUGAGCGUCAUGAAAGGCCAAGAGGAAAUACAUAUCCGUGCCCCUAUUGUCAUCUCUAAUGCCGGCAUCUUCAACACAUACCAGAAGCUGCUGCCCAAAGAGCUCCAGGCCAUGCCAGCCAUCCAGAAGCAGACGAGUAUGAUGAAGAACGGUGACGGUGGCCUGAGUGUGUUUGUGGGUCUGAAUGGAACCAAGGAGGAGCUGGGCCUGAAAGCGGACAACUACUGGAUCUUUGCCGAGAGCAAUUUCGAUGAACUGGUGGAGAAGUAUUACAAUGCAAAGAGGGAAGAGGCUGCUAAUAAUGUACCUCUCCUGUUCGUGGCGUCUCCAUCGGCUAAAGAUUCGACCUGGGAGGAAAGAUCACCAGGGAAGUCCACCGUGAGUCUGGUCAGUUUUGCCAACUACAAGUGGUUUGAGGAGUGGAAGGAUGACAAAGUGACGAACAGAGCGCCGGACUACAAAGAGCUGAAACAGACCUUCAUUGACUCUAUUCUGGAGGUGGUUUUGGACGUCUUCCCUAAGAUAACCAGAGACAAGGUUGAGUUCAUUGAUGCUGGCACCCCCAUCACAAACACGCACUAUAUCGGAGCCCCCAAAGGUGAAAUCUACGGAGCGGAUCAUGGCCUCGCCCGCUUCAGCCCUGAACUCAACGCUACAGUGAGACCUCAGACUCCUCUGAAGAACCUCUAUCUGACAGGUCAGGACGUGUUUGUGUGCGGCUUCGCCGGCGCUCUCGCCGGAGCUCUCACCUGCGGCUCGGUCAUCCUCAACCGCAACCUCCACCUGGAUGCCAUCGCCUUGGCAAAGAAAAUUAGAUUUACGAAUGUCAAAUUGAAAGAGGAGUAACUGCCUGAUGACAUUCAGCUGAGUGACCGUUGUACUUAUACCUUAUUUAAUUAGCACUUACGUCUAACUCACAAAACACGACUCAAGAGCGCCUCAGCACAGAGGCCCUCAGACUAAACCUAACAAGUGACUUGUUUUUGCUAUAAUAAACUGGAAAACUGAGUUUUCCACACCAACUCA